Erythranthe guttata (spotted monkey flower) is the source of this 1317-nucleotide messenger RNA. NCBI's taxonomy places the organism in Eukaryota, Viridiplantae, Streptophyta, Magnoliopsida, Lamiales, Phrymaceae. The record is from RefSeq and is a predicted model, not a curated record.
AUGGGCAAGAAUCGAUCUGCUGAGGGCUCCAAGAAACGACGCCACACUCCCUCUGCCUCGCCUGCUGAGAAGAAGUCCAGAAAAUCCUCGAAGAAUGUUCGCCCUAAUGUUGUGGAGGUCUCUCAUGUUCCCGUCGCCGCAGAUCUGGACCCCAUCUCUACUCCCGUGGCUUCACCAUCACCGAGUCUCAAGACAAGUGAUGUGCCUGACCCUGUUGACACCGGCGUGGCUGAUCUUGACGGUGAUAGCCUCUCUGCAACCCUACAAGAUGAUCUGAUCUCAGAUCCAGAGGUUGCCCCCCCGCAACGCCCAUCUGUCUCCACUCCUCUCUCCGAGUCUGAAGUUCAUCAAUCCUCUUCUCCUGAGCCUAUUCCUGAGGAUGACCCUUUGCGUUCUGAAUCCUCUGAUUCAUCUGUGAGCUCUCAACUCUCUGCUGGUAACUGUUUCUCAACCCUCUUUUAUUCCGCUCUUGCUAAAGAAAACUGGGAUAGUAUGAGUAAGCGUGCGUGCUCUCCUGAGCGUGUUUUGUCUAGGGCUGUGUUACCUCUGUCUGGGAUUUUCCGUCUUCUUAAAUCUCAAGGGUUGCUUGGCACUAUUGUGAGUGCACAACCUUUCGAACGAUCUGUCAUUGUUGAGUUUUAUGCCAAUCUUUCUGAUCAUUUUUCUGUUGAGGGGUCUCGUGGGUAUCGGAAAGUGUAUGUGAGGGGUUCCUUCUAUUCUGUGACUCCUGCCUUGAUUAAUGAGUUUUAUAAAUGUCCAAACGAGGUUUCUCCCAAACCCUCUGUUUCAAAAUAUACUAUGGCCUUUGUUCUCACUGCCAAAGUGUUAAAAAAAUGGCCCGGUCCGAAGUUCUCUUUUAAUGUUUCUAAGCUGACUCAGCUGUAUUCGGUCCUGUUUAAGAUAGGCAUUUCCAACUGGUUUCCCACUACUCACAAUGCUACUCUCAAUCCCACCCAAGCUGAGUUUUUAUGGUGCAUCACUCAUGACCUUAAAAUCAAUAUUGGUGAAUUGAUUUUCAAUCAGAUUGGUGCGUUAGCCAAUUCCCGAACCGAGCGUGAGCAUCUGCCGUUUCCUUCUCUGAUCUAUCACCUUCUGAUCAAACAAGGCCUGCCCACUCGUGAUGCCACUCUGUUGGAUCCUCAUGGCCGUCCAAUCACUAUCCAUGGUAAGGUCCUUUCUGAACAUUUUGUUGAUCUGCCUCCUGUCGAUCCUUCUGUUGUUCAGACGGUCCCUCGUGCAAAGAAGGCUCCCAUUGUCUCUGCCUCUGUUCCACCGCCAGUUGAUGUGGUCACCAAGAAUGAGCUCACUCGUUUUUAG